Acomys russatus (golden spiny mouse) is the source of this 704-nucleotide messenger RNA. RefSeq names its product WAP four-disulfide core domain 1 (gene Wfdc1). The transcript is spliced from 6 exons. Gene Ontology annotation, molecular function: peptidase inhibitor activity. Gene Ontology annotation, biological process: regulation of cell growth. Lineage: Eukaryota; Metazoa; Chordata; Mammalia; Rodentia; Muridae. The coding region runs from base 62 to 697 and encodes 211 amino acids. The record is from RefSeq and is a predicted model, not a curated record. Gene Ontology annotation, cellular component: extracellular region.
CUCCUCUCCCUAGCCUACGGAGGUCACUAGCACUGAAGGAAACUGUGCCACCAGCCUCGGGAUGGGCAGCUGCAGCAAGGAGAUCCUCUGGGCUCUGGGUUUCCUGCUGUUACUGGGCACCAGCUCUGCCCAGGGCACCUGGGGGGCAAUGCUGCGGGCCAGGCUGGCUGAGAAGUCUCGAGCUGAAGACGCUGUACCGACAGGACCCCGGCAGCCCCACGCAGACCGUUGUCCACCACCCCCACGGACCCUGCCUCCAGGUGCCUGCCAGGCCACCCGUUGCCAGGCUGACUCUGAGUGCCCACGCCACAGGCGCUGCUGCUACAAUGGAUGUGCCUAUGCCUGCCUGGAGGCUGUGCCACCCCCACCAGUUCUAGACUGGCUGGUGCAGCCCAAACCCCGAUGGCUUGGUGGCAACGGCUGGCUGCUAGAUGGUCCGGAGGAAGCGUUACAAGCAGAGGCGUGCAGCACCACUGAAGACGGGGCUGAGCCAUUACUCUGCCCCUCGGGCUAUGAAUGCCACAUCCUGCGCCCAGGGGACGCAGCCCAGGGCAUCCCCAACCAUGGACAGUGUGUUAAAACGAGACGACAAGCUGAGGAGCGGGUCCUGCGACAGAAGCAUCACAAGGAAUAUCCAGAAGGUGACUCCAAGAACGUGGCAGAACCUGGGAAGGGACAACAGAGGCACCUUCAAUAAAGUGCAG